This is a messenger RNA of Xyrichtys novacula (pearly razorfish), 1699 nucleotides long. NCBI's taxonomy places the organism in Eukaryota, Metazoa, Chordata, Actinopteri, Labriformes, Labridae. The record is from the annotation of a GenBank genome assembly.
AUGAGAGAGACCAGGACUGAUAAGCAAAACCAGGAUCUGGUAAGUCAUGAACUUCAAAUGUGAGACUAAACCUUACUUAAACUAUUGUAUUGCCAGAUGCAUCUCCUGCAACUGAGGUCUUCUCAUAUGUGUAACCUACGAGUACAUUUUGGGCAUUGAUAUUCAGAUUUUGGUCAAAUUUGUUGCAGUCAUUACAUUGAAACUAUUCUCUCUUUUGUUACGCCAAGAGCCCAUGCCAGCUCUAAUGCCUGGACCCCCUCAAUGAACCAUCUUCAGAAAGACUAUCAGGAACUGCAGAAGAGACUGUAAAUGUAAGUUUCAGCUGCUGGAAAACUUUAAAUAGCAGAUGCUGUUGAUGGGCUAUUUUGGGUGGUAGACUGUGUACAUGUGUUAAUUUUUGUUCUUUUUUCCCCCCUCUAUUUUUUUUAUUCUUGUAGGUAACAUAUGAUUCUGAAGUUGAACCUUGGGUUCCUCUCAGUGGACAACAAAGUUUGUCAGGAGCAGAAAACUCUGUAAGUUUCAGCUGUGAGGUGGUGUUUAAGCAGUGAUUCUUUAGCAAUGCUUUCAAUAAUCUAGUCUGUAGCACUAACAUUAUAGAGAAAUAUUAACAAAUUAGCUUUUUGCUGGUAUCAGCCGGCCAGCUCAAGUUUUGUUGAGCAUUUUGUAAAUUGUAAUUGUGUGUUUAUAGUACUUGGUGUAGCAGCAGAAUAGGUUUAGUUGUAAAGUAGGAUGUGUGUGGGGUUUGUCACUGUUCAGAUCUUUUUGUUUAUUACAAAAUUAUAUUAUUAUAUAUUAUAAUUAUAUAUAAUAUUGUUUAAUUUGGUGGCCAGCAAUAGGUUAGGGAUAGUCAUGGUAACGCAAGUGGUGUGUUCCCGGGUGCUAAAACAACACCUGUAUCUCCCUGCCAACUGACCUCAUACUUCUAAUUUUGUGGUGUUGAGUAUCUCUUUAAUUAAGUUUGGAGGGAAGUCAACUGGUUGGAUGAGCAUCUCCCACAUGUUACAUCCUAUUGGUGGCGACUGUUGGUGGAUGAUGACUAUGCAUGUAACAAAGGUUAAUCAACACUUUGUAUUUUUUUUCCCCCUUUAACACAGAACCUGAAUGAAAAUUCCUCUCACAGCGACUCUGACAAUGGCUUUGAAGAUGCACAUGAUAACAGCCACAUUAAAGUAAGUAUACCAUACAGAAGUAGUUCUCAAACAUCUUGUUCUCAGUUCCCCCUUGUAAAUAACUUCUUCAGCCAUAAAGGCUCAUUCACACUGGGCACGAUAAAAAUAACAUUAGCGUUCACAUCAAUUACACAACGAUAUCGCGGAAUAAUUGAUGUGAACGGCUGCGAUAAGUGUAUCGUGCCCAUUGUGAAUGAGCCUUAACACCCUGAAGUACAUUGUUACUUUAUAGUAAGAUACAGUUCAUGCCUUGAGAGAAUACAUGGAUCUAUUAUAGGACAGAUUGAUUUUUUUAAAUUAUUUUUUUCAUUUUUACUUGGCGUAUUAAUGGGUUUUUAUUUUGUAAUCUGUUUCUCUAGGUAACCGAUGAUUCAGAACCUGAACCAUGGACUCCACUCAGUGGACAACAAAGUGCAUCAGGAGGAGCUGAAGUCUGUGUAAGUUUCAACUGUCUCCAUGUUUUCCAUCUCCUCGCCAACAUAGCAUCUGCUCUGUUUAUGUCUUUGAUUGUAAUGUUCCCAUUACAUUGA